AUGGGAGCAUCAGAAAAUAUGAUUCUCGCAAUUUUCAGCACACCUUUACUUUCCAGCUAUAAACCUGUUGUUAUUAAGUACAGCAGUGUUCUUCAAAUUAUUGUGAAGCCUCGUGCCUCACUGCCCCCUCCCCCCGGUGUGAACAGAAAAAUAAGAUGCGAAGGUUCUUCAUCGGAGGAAGACGACAACGAUGAAGCUCCUCCCUGGGCUCCUGCCAUAAAGCAGACUCCUAAGAGACCUGCUUCGAAAAAGGAUACUGCAGCCCUGACACCUGUGAAGUUUGCCGCAAGACAAGGAGAACAAGAAAGAGAAGUCGAAGAAGAUCAGCGCUUGAGCUGA
Fomitiporia mediterranea MF3/22 is the source of this 339-nucleotide messenger RNA. RefSeq lists its product as uncharacterized. The record is from RefSeq and is a predicted model, not a curated record. The coding region runs from base 1 to 339 and encodes 112 amino acids. NCBI's taxonomy places the organism in Eukaryota, Fungi, Basidiomycota, Agaricomycetes, Hymenochaetales, Hymenochaetaceae. The transcript is spliced from 2 exons.